Amyelois transitella is the source of this 3217-nucleotide messenger RNA. RefSeq names its product mitochondrial nicotinamide adenine dinucleotide transporter SLC25A51. The record is from RefSeq and is a predicted model, not a curated record. NCBI's taxonomy places the organism in Eukaryota, Metazoa, Arthropoda, Insecta, Lepidoptera, Pyralidae. Bases 281 to 1222 code for a protein of 313 amino acids. The transcript is spliced from 3 exons.
UGACAGCUGCAAUCAUCUGAUUUUUGUCUUCUUUCUUUCUUCUUUGGAAGCGAUUUUUUAGUAUAAUUGAGAAAGAAAAAUUAAAUUUUAUUUGAUUUUAUUAAAGCUGAUUACAGUUUUAAAGCUUAAGACGAAAUUAAUAUCUCAAAAAAUGUAUUUGUGUAAUUUUGGAGAAGAUAAUCAAUUUUCAUUUCUCCACGUAAUAUUUUACAUAAUUAAUGAGUAAUCUGGUGUUUAAUCGAAGUUCUUGAAGUGUUGAGUUAAGACAUGUGAAAAUAUAAUGCCACAUGAUCCUAAGCAGGAAUUGUGUGAGCCCCAGCUUCUGGAUAAGAGCUGCCUCAGUGAAGGAGAGAUUGAUGUGAUGAUCCCUGCACCGAGCCUGCAGAGUCCACAAACAUGCACAGUGGAACACUGGAAGGAGUUCUUAUGUGGAGGUGGUUCGGCAUUUUGCAACAUACUGAUCAGCUAUCCUCUAAACAAGCUCAUAUUUAGACAGAUGAUGCACGGGGUAGAAACAAUGAGUGCUUUGCACCAACUGAGGAAAGAAGGAUUAGUGUUUCUCUACCGGGGAAUGCUGCCACCUCUCAUGCAGAGAACACUCUCAAUGUCUCUCAUGUUUGGAAUUUACGACGAAUGUCUGCAGCCAUUACUGAAGCAUGACGUCAACCCCUACGCUGCUAAAUCAAUAGCCGGCAUAGUGGCCGGCUGUGUCGAGGCGACGCUAAUGCCAUUUGAAAGAGUACAAACUUUACUUAUCCAUCCAAAGUUUCACCAAAAAUUCAAAAAUACUGCAGAUGCAUCGAGACACAUUGCUAGGUAUUAUGGUAUCAAAGAGUUCUACAGAGGACUUGGCCCCAUUUUAUUAAGGAAUGGGCCCUCCAAUGCUAUGUUUUUUAUAAUUCGCGAUGAGAUGCGUAUGCGUCUUCCCAAGCAAGACAAUGUUUUUUAUCAGAGUGUGCAACAUUUUCUGGCCGGAGCCUCUAUAGGUGCAUUCCUGAGCACACUGUUCUAUCCCUUGAAUGUUAUCAAGAUUGCUAUGCAAUGUCAACUGGGUGGUCCACACAGGACAAUAGCAUAUGAAUUUAGGUAUGUUUUAGGCAAACGCGAUUGGAAAUUCUCAAAUUUCUAUCAUGGAGCAUUACUUAAUAUCUCACGAGCGUUUUUGAGUUGGGGUAUAAUAAAUGCUUCAUAUGAAAUAUUUACGAAAUUAAUAUACUGCUAGUCAAAUUGCUUGCAUGAUUAGUAUUAUGAUUCAGUGUUUCGCGAGCUUGUUUUGUUAUUUAUUUGAAUAAGUGACUGGUGCUGUGGUGUAUUAACAAAUGUGUUUAAAAGGGUAUCAUUUACCUAGUGAUUUGUGUUUGUAAUAUAUCAUUUCGGAAAAUGCUCAUUUGAAUUGAAAUUGCACAUGUGAAAUACACAAACACACAUUUUUAGCAAAAUCAACACAAUGACUGUUGUUGUUCAAGCAAAAUGUUCUUUGAACCGAAGUAUUCCUUUUAGUAUAAGCAGCAUUGUGUACCUAUGCCUAACGGUUUUCUAUUUAUUGUAUAGUUUAUUUUAUGUUUACGCCAUAACUUAUAUGUUUUUACUAUCAUAAUUGAAGCAUUUACACAAAUGUAAAUACCAUUGAUAUGUUUUAUAUUCAGUGAUAAUUAUAAUUAUGAAUGGUUACAAGUGUGAAUAUAUUUAGGAAAUUAUUUAAAGAAGCAUAACAUGUUUUAUUUCAGUUAAUCGAGAUCCAAUAUUUUCGGAAUUCAAUCAGAAAAUAUCAUGACACAUUUUUCAACCCUACGAAAUCCUUUAGUGCUAUAUUACUCAUUCCUAAAGCUCACGAAACCAUGACAAUACGAUAAUGAUUAUUUUUAUAACUUGACUUUUUGAUGAUGUUGAUUCAGAAGCAAUAACGCCGCCACUGUCCUAAUUAUCCUAAUUGGAGACAAUCAAAAAAUAAAAAACAUUGGGUCAUGUCAAGCAAUCUAAUAUAUUAUGUUUUGCGUGCUAUCAGUACCUACAUUUAGGUAAUCUUUGAUUUCAAUUAACUUACGUAAACAUCUAUAAAUAAAUUCUGCCACAUCACCAAUGCAUUAUGCAAUCUACCAAUCAGCUAAACAAAUUCAAAGUUAAUAAACACCAAACAAGAUUUGUAAACUUAAUUAAAUGUUUCGUUGAUUUAACAAAUCUUAGAUGCAUGGUCGAUGACCUUUAUCUUAAAACCGGACCAUAAGCUCCGAAGCCUUACAAAGGGCAAACCUUAGACUGCGUAUCCAAUAAAGUGGAGAGUAGAAAAGUGGUGAGUGUUUCCCCUGAAGCGGAGCGGAGGAAACCGGUGGAUAUAAGUUAUAGUUACUCUGCCCUGUCCUGCCCCACUCUGCACCAUUUAUCCACUAAGAAAUUAGCAUGUUACAUAAUUCACUCUCCACUGACUUGUUUUCAUUGAAGUGGAACGGAGAUUUCUAUCUAUGAACUCAUCACAUUACCCACCGCACUAGUGGUAACAACAUUCGCCACUAGUGUGUUGUUUUGUAUUCAGUUAUUUCUUUGAUAGGCUAAUUACAAACUCGACCUCGUACAGACUUCCGACGGUGGGUCAUAUAAUUGCAGUGCUAUAAACUGCAAAUAUAGGACUAAAGUCCAUUGAGAUGAAGGAUCAUUUAUGUUACAAUCAUAGAAGUUAAAAGGUAAUGUAGCUACUGAAUCAAAUAGUCAUCAUAAACUAAUUUUAUAAUAUUUUGUUAUGUCAUUGCCAAUUAAAUACAGCUUAUCAUAAUCAUAGUAAACUAAUCUAUAUGAAAUUUUUUAUCACAUUUUUAAGUUACACGUUAUCGUGCUAUUACUGUUUAAAAUGUAAUUCAUUGCCGCAUCUGUUGCUGAUAAAUUCAAAAUUUACACUAUGUAAGAUUCCCGCAGAUAAAUUCGCGCAACCGCAAAAUAAAAUUUUGUGUUUUUAAUUUCGUGCAAGCCGAAACUGAUUUCCUACUUCUACUUUGUGUAAACAUGCGUUUAGGUUUAGUUAAAUGUUACGGUUAACCAAGUAUUUCUUUCGGUGGAUCACUUUCACCAAAUGCUUUGUAAUUUGAUAGGUUUAACACUUUAACAGUGUGGUCCAGGAAUCUUGUAGCGAGGUCUUCGUCCUGGCACAACUUGGAAGGUUGCUUCACUGCGCAGUCACUAAAAAUUAGGAUUAAAUAAAUCUCUGUUUAAGAGUUAAAAUAAAUAU